This is a messenger RNA of Hypomesus transpacificus, 1240 nucleotides long. RefSeq names its product protein jagunal homolog 1-B. Gene Ontology annotation, cellular component: endoplasmic reticulum membrane. NCBI's taxonomy places the organism in Eukaryota, Metazoa, Chordata, Actinopteri, Osmeriformes, Osmeridae. Gene Ontology annotation, biological process: vesicle-mediated transport; granulocyte colony-stimulating factor signaling pathway; endoplasmic reticulum organization. Bases 190 to 741 code for a protein of 183 amino acids. The record is from RefSeq and is a predicted model, not a curated record. The transcript is spliced from 3 exons.
ACCGUCAUAACUUCCGGAUUUAACACUUCGGCUUGCAAGUUGCAAAGCAGCUGCAGUUACAUAGAAUGUGAUCAAAAAACUUCUGCACGCCUCUUUCUUUUUAAUUUCUUUGAUUUACUAAAUGAGUUUGAGAACAACGAUAUAUAAUAAGACCGUUUUGGGGACUGUACUGAACUAAAAGUAUCUCUCAUGGCCUCAAGAGCUGGCCCUCGGGCAGAGGGCACUGACGGGAGUGACUUCCAGCACAGAGAGAGGGUGGCCUCACACUACCAGAUGAGUGUGGCUCUCAAAUCUGAAAUCCGCAAACUCAACAUCGUCCAUCUGCUGAUCUGGGUACUGCUUGCUGCCCAGGUGACAGUGAGCCAUCUGAACCUGGUGUCCCACAGUGUGGUGGCUGCACCCUAUCACUGGGAGUACCCCUACCUCCUCAGCAUCCUGCCCUCCAUCUUCAGCUUCAUGGCCCUGCCACGCAACAACAUCAGCUACCUGGUCAUCUCCAUGGUGAGCGCCGGGCUGUUCUGCGUGGCUCCGCUCAUCUACGGCGGUAUGGAGAUGUUUCCUGUGGCACAGCAGCUCCUCAGGCAUGGCAAAGCCUACAGGUUCAUCUUCGGCUUCUCAGCUGUGUCAGUUAUGUACCUGGUGAUGGUCAUUGCCGUCCAAGUGCACGGCUGGCAGAUCUAUUACAGCAAGAAGCUGCUGGACGCUUGGUUCACCACUACGCAAGAUAGGAAGAAGAAGUGAUGUGUUAAUCGAAUUGAACAAUGACAUUUUACUAACACUGCUUGUGCCACAGUCUUACCCUGCCUCUGCUCUAUCUAGCCAAUCUAUAUUUGAAUUCUAGCCCCCUUUACUGGCUAAUCUGAUGAAACCUUGAUGGCUUCAGUGAAGGUUGUCAGGUCGUUACCUCCUGGUAAAGCUCUCUAUCCCCCUCUUCCGAUACCUCGGCUCUGGACAGAUUAAGAUUUGAGUUGCUCAUCUCAGACGAAAGGGGGGAAUUAACCCUUGCGGCUUAACAAUGACCCCAGACAUUAGAACCUCUUGCUCUUGAGUCCUGAUCUUUAGAUCUGCCAUAAAAGGUAGUCAGUUUCCUGUCACCCUUAGGCGACUAGCAGAGCCUAUUGGUGCUCUGGUACAAUUUCUUGAUGUUGAAUGUUAUCAGCGGUUCACACUUUCAAAAAAGAUAUUGAAUAAUAUAAAAAACUAAUGUAACUCGACUAACUAAUAAAAGUCCUGAAGUCAG